Purpureocillium takamizusanense is the source of this 1815-nucleotide messenger RNA. RefSeq lists its product as uncharacterized. Lineage: Eukaryota; Fungi; Ascomycota; Sordariomycetes; Hypocreales; Ophiocordycipitaceae. The record is from RefSeq and is a predicted model, not a curated record. The coding region runs from base 1 to 1815 and encodes 604 amino acids. The transcript is spliced from 2 exons.
AUGAUCUCCUUCUCUCCCAACUGCACGCUCCCGUCGAGCGGGCCGGGGUUCGUCUCCGCGCCCAACGUCCGUUCGACCCUCGACAUCGUCUGGAGCUGCGUCUCCAUCCUGCUGCUCUCGAGCUGGUCCAUCCAGCACCUCAACGUGCCGCCGCAGUUCGAGCCCAAGAGCAAGAGGCAGGUGUUCCGGCGGAGAAUGUUCUUUUUGUUCCGCAAGCUCAAGUGGAUGCUGGCCACGCUGGUCGCGCCCGAGACGCUCUUCGCCUUCGCCCUCACGGAUUACGUCUCGGCGCACGAGUAUACCAGGGCCCUGCGGGAGGCCGCCGACGCGGACGGCGUGCCUUGGAGCAAGACGCAUACGUACUUUGCCGACAUGGGGGGCGUCAUCUCGCGGCCGCGGUCUACGGGAUCCUUGCAUCCGGGACUAGAGUCGGAGCCUCAACUGCCCUUGUUGGAGGCCAACGCCCAAUUGCCUUUGGGGGUCGACACUCGUCAUGAAGAUGUCGAGACCCAACGACCUUUGGAAGUCAACGUGCAACUGCCUUUGCAGGUCCAGACCCAACUGCCUUUGGAGGUCAACACGCAAGUGCCAGUGGAAGUCAACACCCAAUUGCCUUUGGAGAGCAACACCCAAUGGCCCUCGGAGGCCAACAGCACUCACCUUGAAGAUGUCGAGAGCCAGGCAGCACCAGACAGCAUCAACACAUCAAGUCCAGAGCCAGGCCAGGACCCGAAGAAUCCUGAGCCCAAGGAUCAGCUCGCAGAUUCCACAGACUCUACACGGGCAGCGGCACUGUCUCUGUGGAGGGGGCUGCGGCGCCAUCUCAGGGUCGAGGUGGAAUCCGCGUCUUGGUCGUAUGGGCGGCUUGCAUGGCGGCCCAGCGCAGCCCACACGGCGCUCGGGGAGGAAGUCUUGGCCCGCCUCGCGACACGCUUCGCGGAUGACAGGCUGGGCACCACGCACCUGGCGCGGGCCGUCCUCCGCAUGGAAGGAGACGUUUGGGUCCUCUCGGCGUCGCAGCUUUACGAGGCGUGGAAGAGCGGCCUCGUCGGCAAGCUGCCGCACAUCACCGAAGACGACAUCUCCGACAAGAGCAAGGGCGACGCCCUAGGAAAGGUAGUCGCGCUCAUUCAAGUGUCUUGGCUCGUGCUCCAGCUGGUGGCGAGAGCCAUCACUGGCAAGUCGUCGACUCCUCUCGAGGUCAUGACCCUGUCGUUUGCCGUCUGCACCUUUAUCAUCUACAUCCUUCUCCUGGACCACCCGCAGGACGUCAUGUCCCCCGUGUACAUUCGGCCCAACAGGAGCUGCAGAGCAGAGGACAUGGAGACGCUGGCGCGCGUGUCUCAAGACCGUUUCUGGGGCGGCAGGUUUCGCAACAACGCCAUCGCCAACAAUACGAUUCCCACCAUCCAUCUGCCGUCGCAGUACCGCGGGGCUAGGACCGCCGUUCACUUCGUCGCCGGGGCUGGAAUCGCUGGCGUCAUUUUCGGCAGCGUCCACCUCGUGGCGUGGAACAUGCAGUUCCCUACGAAGACGGAGGAGAUCCUGUGGAAAGUCUCGGCGCUCUUCACGGCCCUGGCGCCCGUGGUUGCCACGGUCGUCCAAGGCUCCACCAACUUUGUGUUUCGGAGGAUCAACGGCCGUCCUGUCCGCGUGGGGCAGGAUAUUGGAUGCACAGCGCUGCUCGGCCUGCAGAUUCUGGCGUUUGUGUUGGCGCGGGCGUUCUUGGUUGUUGAGGCGUUUCGGUCGUUGUACUUUCUUCCGCCAGAUGCCUUCCGUGCCACUUGGGCGGCGAAUAUACCACAUGUCGGGUGA